GUUUGCAGUCUUAAAAAAAAAAAAAAAUCAGCUUGGACUGAAGAAACCUGAAGAAGUAUCUUGAAGAAACUGGUGUUUUCCAUUGGCUGGCUGACACCAUAUUUAGAGAGCUUUGUUGCUAGUGAAUAUGUGCACAUCCUGACUAUUUCUACAUGACGGUCUGGGGCAAUAUUCGGAAUGAAGCUGCCAUCAUGUCAUCCACAUGCAGUGGCACUGAUGUUGAAGAGUUCUUGAUCAACAUUAACUUGGGGCAGUAUCUUCCUAACUUUAAAGAACAUGGCUAUAAUAUUGUGACAGAUUGUGUGGGAAUAAAUAACAGUGUACUUCAGCAAAUGGGAGUGUUGCCUACAGGUCACCGCAGAAGGAUACUUAAGCAGUUAGAUGCUGCUCUUUCAAGAAUGCAAGAAAAUGAUCUUUUGUGUGAAAAUCUAAAAUUCAAAGACCUGAAAGUUUUAGAAGAGAAGCAGUAUUCAUCCUUAGAUCAGGAGUCUCCAAUAAGUAGUUCAAGCGUAGAGGGGACUAGCUUGAUUCCUGCAACAUCGUCAGAACAACUUAAUAAACCUUACAAUGAUAAAGAAAAGUUUGAACUUGCAGAGCAAAACAUAUCAAACAAUGAUAGCUUUAAAAAUUUGGAUUUUCCUAGUUUAUACCAGAAUUCAGACAGCAUACUAAAAGCUGUCAAUCAAGCUGGAAGUAUUAAGACAAAUACUCAGCCAAAUACAUCACUGGAAGAAUCUUCUGCAUACCAAGCUGGUGAACACUUGGCUGGCUGUUUGGCAAUUCAUGAUCCUCCUUCUUCGUUUGCUCAUUCAUGUGAGACAAAAUACGAUGAAAACAAACAUUCGAUGUUUUCAGAGGAGGGUGGUAUAUCUGAUAGUAAACCAAAUUCUCCAUUCUAUAAGUUUAAAGGAGAAAUGAAAGACAAUGACUUAUAUGAUUCUUACACAAAAAACUGCAUGAAAGUAUUUCCAAGAGCAAGCCGCUCUUUUAUAUUAAGGCAUAGACCUGUACCAGAAAUUCCCGAAUCAAGUAAAAUUCAAGCUUCGAGUUCCCUUCAGAAAAGAAGAAAUGUGGAUCUUAUAAAUAUUUCUUGCACUGGGAGGCAAAUUUCACAAAACAAAACUUUCACAGAAGAAAAGCCACCCGUUAUCUCUCCAUAUGGGGAAACCUUUAUUUGUGACAACCCUAAAGGUGCUAAAUUCUUGUUAUCUGCACACAAAAGUAUUUUGGACUAUGCUCAAAUGUUUUAUGAACUUCAUGGAAACGAAUUCCUGGCUUGUGAAAAUAAAUUUGAUCUAGGAACGAAUGAAGAGCAUUGUUCUUACAAGAAUCUAUGUUCCUUUAAUAAUCAGGAAGAGAAGACAAAGGAAUUUGCAAAAAAUGAAUCUCUGUCUCAGGAAAACAAAUCAUUAGCACCAGAAGAAUCCGAAAAUGAAUCUGUAUAUUCUAGUGUGGAACAAUGUUCUUUGCCUUCAAAGAAAAAGAAAAAUAAAGCCAAAACACACUCAACAUCAUGUAGUAAGAUAAGAAGUGGAGAUUUAGAUUGCUCAGUCAGUGAACAAAUGCAUUUUCAGCAAUUUGAGGGAGAUCAAACUUCGUUUGGAAGUGAACCAAUAACACCGUAUGCUUGUUUUUAUGGACCGUCAGUAAAGAAGGCUAAAGCAGGAUGGCUGGAUAAAUUAUCCCCUCAAGGCAAAUGUGUGUUUCAGAAGCGCUGGGUUAAGUUUGAUGGAGAGAGCAUUUCUUAUUACAAUAAUGAAAAGGAAGUGUUCUCAAAGGGAAUCAUACUGCUCUCUGCUAUAGCAACAGUAAGAGUUCACGGGGAGAAUAAAUUUGAAAUUGUCACAUCCCAUAGGACUUUUGUCUUCCGUGUGGAUAAAGAAGAAGAAAGAAAUGACUGGGUUAAUACGAUGCUCAGUGCCUUGAAAUCACAGUAUGAUAACAGCUCUCAGUCUCGAACUUCUGUUGCCCCUGAGAAAAGCGGGUAUCUUGAGCUGAAAGGAUACAAAGCCAAAAUCUUUAUUCUACUUCAGGGGAGUACUGUGUGGAUCUGCAAAAAUGAGCAGGAUUUUAAGACAGGAUUUGGGAUCACUUUAAUCUCUAUGAACGUGGCAAAUGUGAGACAAGUGGAUCGGACUGCAAAGCAAUCUUUUGAAAUAAUUACUCCUUAUAAAAGCUUUAGCUUUACAGCAGAGUCGGAAAGAGAGAAACAAGACUGGAUUGAAGCACUGCAGCAAUCAAUAGCAGAAACUCUGUCUGAUUAUGAAGUAGCUGAGAAGAUUUGGUUCAAUGAGUCCAACAGGAGCUGUGCUGACUGUAAAGCUCCCAGUCCUGACUGGGCAUCCAUCAAUCUCUGUGUUGUCAUUUGUAAGAAGUGCGCAGGACAGCACAGAUCUUUAGGACCAAGAGAUUCAAAGGUCCGGAGUCUAAAAAUGGAUGCCAGCAUUUGGAGCAAUGAACUUAUCGAGCUCUUUAUCAUCAUUGGAAAUAAGAGGGCAAACAGUUUUUGGGCAGGAAAUCUUCCCGCAGAUGAAGAGCUGCAUAUGGAUGCCCCUGCAGAAAAAAGGAUAGCAUUCAUUACACAAAAGUACAAGGAGGGAAAAUUUAGGAAAGCACCCUUUCCCUACAAAACCAAGGAACAGUUGAAUAAGGCCCUGUGUGCUGCCGUAGUUAAACAAGAUGUGCUAGAAACUCUGAUGUUGCUGUUCAGUGGGGCUGAUGCUAUGUGUGCCACUGGAGACCCUGUUUACAGCACUCCAUACUUAUUAGCCAAGAAAGCUGGACAAAGACUGCAGAUGGAAUUCCUGUACCAUAAUAAGUUCUCAGAUUUCCCAAACUAUGAUACUUGUUUUGAAAGUGGCUUCUCUGAAGAUUCUUCACGUUCCACCUUUCUUUGUGAAUUCUUAUACAAAGUUUCUUCUAAUACUGCUAAGCUUCUUACAGAGAAGAAAUUAAAAGAAGAUUGCAACAAAAGAUGGUGCACUUUGGAAAGUGGCUUUCUGAGCUACUAUGAACAUGAUAAGGCUACCACUCCUAAUGGUAUGAUUGACAUCAGUGAAGUUAUCUGUCUUGUAGUGCACAAGUCAGACUUCUUUUUAAAUAGAGGGGACAUCUUUACCUUUGAAAUCUACUUAAUGUCAGAACGUGUUUUUCUGUUUGGAGCUGAAACUGCAUAUUCACAAAGAAAAUGGACUUGGGCAAUAGCUAAGCAUUUUGUUCCCCCCGUGGCUGAAUGCUUAUUAGAGAGAAACUGUGACCUCAUUGGCCAGCUGUACUACAAAGAUUGCCAUAACCUGGAUCAGUGGAGAAAAGGCUGGUUUGCUAUAGAGAAGUCAAGCCUUUAUUUUUGUCUUGAAAUGGAGAAUGGUGAAGAAGAUUCCAUAUAUCUGAGAAGGUUGCAAGAACUAACAAUCAGUAGUGUGAUGCAAAAUGGAGAGAAAAUAGAUGUCCUGUUGCUCGUUGAAAAAGGAAGAACUCUAUACAUCCAUGGUCAUACAAAGCUGGAUUUCAUGGUUUGGUAUACUGCAAUUGAAAAAGCAGCAGGUACAGAUGGUAAUGCGCUACAAGAUCAGCAGCUCAGCAAAAAUGAUGUUCCUAUUAUAGUGAACAGCUGUAUAGCAUUUGUUACACAGUAUGGUUUAGGUAGCAAGCAGAUCUACCUGAAGAAUGGUGAUUGUUCCAGUGUGGCUGAACUGCUGGAAAGCUUCAAAAAAGAUGCAAGGAGUGUUAAACUAAGAGCAGGAAAACAUCAGCUUGAAGAUGUGACUGAUGUACUGAAAGCUUUUCUUUCUCAAAUAGAUGAUGCACUUCUCACUAAAGAGCUUUAUCCAUUUUGGAUCUCGGCAUUAGAUACACAGAAUGAAAAGGAACGUGUGAGGAAGUAUGGAGCUUUUAUUCGGACGCUUCCACCAGUCAGUAGGGCAACUUUGGCUGCUUUAAUUGAACAUCUUUACAGGGUGCAGAAGUGUUCUGAAAUCAAUCAUAUGAACCCUCACAAUCUAGCCAUGGUGUUUUCCUCAUGCUUAUUUCAAACUAAAGGCCAAACUAGUGAAGAAGUCAAUGUAAUUGAAGAUCUAAUUAAAAAUUAUGUGCAACUUUUUGAUAUAAAUGAAGACCAGGUCAAACAAAUGGAUAUAGAGAACAGCUUUAUUACCAGGUGGAAAGACACUCAGGUUUCCCAGGCUGGAGAUUUGCUUAUUGAAGUUUACGUGGAAAGAAAGGAGCCAGAUUGUAGUAUUAUAAUCAGGGUAUCACCUUUGAUGGAAGCAGAAGAAUUAACUAAUGAUGUUUUAGGAAUCAAAAACAUUAUUCCCAACAAAGAUGAUAUCUGGGCUACUUUUGAAGUACUUGAAAAUGGGGAACUAGAACGUCCUCUGCAUUAUACAGAGAAUGUGUUAGAACAAGUUCUUCACUGGAGUUCACUACCAGAACCUGGCACUGCAUAUCUGAUAAUAAAGAGGUUUCUAACAGCAGACAUCAUAAAACUCUACAGUGAGAAAAAUGACAAAGGUAGUGUGAAAGCAGGCAAUCUGAAGUAUAAAGAAGAACCAUCAAAACUACUGUCUGGAAACAAAUUUCAGGAACGUUAUUUUGUGUUACGGGAAGGAAACUUGCUUCUUUAUAAGGAUAUGAAGGCUAGCAAACCUGAAAAAGUGUUGUCUGUCAAUUCCCUGAAGCUUUAUCUUGGAGUGAAAAAGAAAAUGAAGCCACCAACAAACUGGGGACUUGCAGUAUUUGCUGAAAAGCACCAGUGGUAUAUAUGUUGUGAUGGACAAGAUGCACAGAUAGAGUGGAUGAUCAGCAUUUUUACUGCACAGCAUGCAGAUAUUUGGCCACCUGCUGGAAAAGCAAGAAAACAGUCUAUAACUAAAAGUCCAAAGAUUGGAGGCUUACCACUAAUUCCCAUUCAUCAAGAGAAGACCGCUUGUAAAAUCAGAGGGAGUUCACAAAAGAUAGAACUGCAAUCUGGGAAAGCAAAAUUCGGUGAGCAUCAGGAAAAUUACUUCCUGGAAGAAAGAAAAAAAUUGAAAGAAAAAGCUUCUAUUGUGGCACAAUGUUUGGAACGGAAGGAGGAGAAAGUGCGAAAUCAUACAAAAACACAUCAGAGCGUGAUCUCUGUUGAGGAUGUGGGUGCAGGGAUGACUGACCUACACCAAAGACCACAUAAGGCACUGAAGAAAAAUAAGAACAAAACAAACAAAACUACUUUGGAAUUAGAUAAAAAAUUACCAUCAAAUGUGAUUCAGGAACUAAAUACAGUGCUGCAGAAGAACAGAGGACUUCAUGAUGAAACCUCCAGCUGAUUUCCUGAGUCUGAAGUUCGAAAUAUGAAUAUAUAUAUAUAUACCUCUGUGUGUAUUUUCCAUGUGAAAAUAGUCUUUUCUGAUGUCAUUUGUACAGUGCAAAGGAAAUAAUUUGUUUAUAUGCAGCUGUUGAUUUUGUAUAUGCCUAUGCCAUGUAUUAUAAUUUAAGAUUGAACUGAGAGAACUGAUUAUGUAGAACUGCUGAAAUUUGGAAGUUCUCCUGUGCAGUGCAGUGACACCAGGGUUUUAUCUAUUGCUUUUUCUUGCAUAUUUGUUUGAUAUAAUAGUCCUAAGCACUGUCAAAAGCUUUUGCUCUGUUUAUAUUCUGUAUCAUCUUGUAAGUACUGGAGAGAGAUUUUUGGAAGAAGACAAGAUAUGCAGUGAAAUUCAUACUGUUGGCCUGCAAUAUUUUUAAUUGUCUAACACUAUAAAAAUGAGUAACAUCUGCUUUGAGAA
Molecule: messenger RNA, 5759 nt
Organism: Strigops habroptila (Kakapo)
Lineage: Eukaryota; Metazoa; Chordata; Aves; Psittaciformes; Psittacidae
Gene: ARAP2
Product: ArfGAP with RhoGAP domain, ankyrin repeat and PH domain 2
Exons: 34
Coding region: 153-5303 (1716 amino acids)
Biological process (GO): signal transduction; positive regulation of GTPase activity
Molecular function (GO): protein binding; phosphatidylinositol-3,4,5-trisphosphate binding; GTPase activator activity
Source: RefSeq, a predicted model, not a curated record